CGAAAAUAGCAGAACUAAAAGGCCAUGAGUAUGAUGAGGAAUUCAGCGAAGAAUCCGAAGUUGUGGAGGAGAUCUCGGAAGCAAUAUUUGAGAUACUUAACCCUACGGAAGAGAUUGGGAUCCACAGCCGGCAAUUGGAUAUAGAAAACUUGCUAUGCAAGCAACCAUGGGGCCUUCGCACUAUAGGCAUUUUCGGCAAGCCUGGCAUUGGCAAGACUAUACUGGCUAGAGCAGUCUUUCGACGAAUGGGUGGAGGGUAUGAUGCUACUUACUUCGUCAAAGAUUUCCACACAAAACAUAGUGAGAAAAGACUUGAACCUUUGCCCAGUGAUUUCUUUUGUCUGACUCCAAUGGAAGAGUUUGACCUUAACAACUCUGGUUCCGAGCCAUGCCAUCGCCGAAAAAGGGUUCUUGUUGUUCUAGAUGAUGUACGAAAUGCUCAAGACGCUAUGUCUUUUCUUGGAGCGGUUGAUCAGUUUGCACCAGGGAGCUUGAUCAUCAUAACCUCAAGAGAUAAAUCAGUUCUUGAGCAGUGCCAGAUGAAUGAGAUUUAUGAGCUUAAAGGUCUAAGUGAUGAAGAUGCUCUGAAGCUAUUGACAAGAUGUGCCUUUGGGAAUGGAGUGAUAGAGCAGAAUCUUCUAGAUCUUUCAAUGAGAGUGAUUGAAAGUUCUGAUGGCAACCCGUCUACUCUCAUCUCAUAUGCCGAGGAGCUCAAGGGCAAGAACAUGACUGAAAUGGAGUCGGCUUUGCUCAAGAUCUGCCAUGAUGCCCAGGACCGUCAAACACGAUUUGAAGGCCCAAUGCACAUUAUCGAUGUUUGUAUUAAUACUUCGAAGAACACAACUUUUUGUUUGAUCUCCUGUGGAAAUGACUAUGAACAUCCCGUUUUCGACAAAAGAGAUACCAAUCAGAAGGAGUCUAUCAUGCGUGCAUCUCACAUAUACCUAUCUGAUGCUCAGAACCUCCCGGAAUUCGACCAUAAGAGUUGCGUCCAUGAGUCUGUACCUAGUGAUCUAAGGGAUUCCUGUAUGGAUCAUGACCAUGCAGUGCAAUCCUUGCCCCAACACUUUCAUAGAAAGCCGCCGGUUAUAUACCAAGGAUUUGCUUGUCAAUUUCACAAACUUAAACUUUGGGGAUUUGGAGGAUAUUAUAAGAGUUUCUCGAUGUUAAAGAGAAUCAAGCUUGGGCAUUUAGUGACACUAGUUGAAGUUGAAGAAAUUUCGGAAGCAUGUCACCUUGAGAAAAUCGAUCUUCAAGAUUGCACAAGCUUGGAGAGCAUACCAAGUACUGAUAAGCUAGAACGUCUCCAAGUUCUUAAUCUUUCUGGUUGCAAUGGGAUCAAACGUUUCCCAGAUGUUGUACGGACCAUAAGAGAAUUGAAUCUUGAAGGCACUGGUAUAAGAGAAAUAAGAUCUGAAACAACACAGUACUCUAAAUUGGUAAAACAACAAAGUACCACCACAACUUUGGAAUUAACACAGAGCUUCUGAAUUUCCAAGAGCAUGUGUACUAAACUUGAUUAAAACAAGUUUAGUUCGUGUUUUUUUUUCUUUCAGUCCACAAAUCCUUUAGUGGAUCAAAAUCAAAAUCAAAAUACAAAAUGAAAUUUGAUUUCUAGAACCCUAUUUUUUAAGAGUUUCUAGACAACAAUGUGUGGAAAAAAAAAAACCCAAAAAAUAGAAGUUUAAGAACAUGGAGAUGUGAAUGUGAUAUUGUAACUCAAUGUUUAUAUGUAUAAUAAUUACCUAUUUUGAUU
This is a messenger RNA of Arabidopsis lyrata subsp. lyrata, 1756 nucleotides long. Its product is annotated as probable WRKY transcription factor 16. The transcript is spliced from 4 exons. The coding region runs from base 246 to 1490 and encodes 414 amino acids. Lineage: Eukaryota; Viridiplantae; Streptophyta; Magnoliopsida; Brassicales; Brassicaceae. Gene Ontology annotation, biological process: defense response. Gene Ontology annotation, molecular function: ADP binding. The record is from RefSeq and is a predicted model, not a curated record.